GGUCAGCGCGCACUGCUGCGUCUGACGCUCUGGUUGCCGCAGAGACGCCCCGCCCCCGCGCGGCGCUGCGGAACCGGAGCUCCGGGCGGCGUCGGCAGAGGCGCGGGAGGUGCCGAGACCAGGGCAGGGCGGCAGGAGCCCGCGCGGCGACCGCAGCGAGAGCAGCAGAGACAGAGCAGACCACGACGAAGGCGCACAGGCAGCCGGGCCGGGCCGGGCCACCGGGAGAGCGGCCGCCGGGAAGCGUGCGGAAGGCCGGGCUGGCAGCUGGCAGCCGCCGAGCCGCGAAGCGACAUGGUGCUGCUCAAGGAGUAUCGAGUCAUCCUGCCUGUGUCUGUAGAUGAGUAUCAAGUUGGGCAGCUGUAUUCUGUGGCUGAAGCCAGUAAAAAUGAAACUGGUGGUGGGGAAGGUGUGGAGGUCUUGGUGAACGAGCCGUAUGAGAAGGACGACGGAGAGAAAGGCCAGUACACACACAAGAUCUACCACUUACAGAGCAAAGUACCCACGUUUGUUCGAAUGUUGGCCCCGGAAGGAGCCCUGAAUAUACAUGAGAAAGCCUGGAAUGCCUACCCUUACUGCAGAACCGUUAUUACAAAUGAGUACAUGAAAGAAGACUUUCUGAUUAAAAUUGAAACCUGGCACAAGCCGGAUCUUGGCACCCAAGAGAAUGUGCAUAAACUGGAGCCUGAGACAUGGAAACAUGUGGAAGCUAUAUAUAUAGACAUUGCUGACCGAAGCCAAGUACUUAGCAAGGACUACAAGGCAGAAGAAGACCCAGCAAAAUUUAAAUCUGUCAAAACAGGACGAGGACCUUUGGGCCCAAAUUGGAAGCAAGAACUUGUAAAUCAGAAAGACUGCCCAUAUAUGUGUGCAUACAAACUGGUUACUGUCAAGUUCAAGUGGUGGGGCUUGCAGAACAAAGUGGAAAACUUUAUACAUAAGCAAGAGAAGCGUCUGUUUACAAACUUUCACAGGCAGCUGUUCUGUUGGCUUGAUAAAUGGGUUGAUCUGACUAUGGAUGACAUUCGGAGGAUGGAAGAAGAGACAAAGAGACAGCUGGAUGAGAUGAGACAAAAGGACCCAGUGAAAGGAAUGACAGCAGAUGACUAAUGCCACCCCACCCCUUUCUGCACUUUUUGCAAGACAGUGGUCAACAGGAAGGCCCAGCAGCUCCACCCUCCUGAGUGGCAGGCCGUCUUUGGAUGCAGCCUUUCUGUGCUCAUUCUUCAGGCAACUUUCAAUCCCCUACUGUAGCUAUUUCUAGAUGCCCUUUAACAUUGUGAACAAAUAGACCGUCUGGUAUUACAAAGCCUGUGUGUGCGGGAGCCUGAUCCUCUAAGAUAUAUGGUGUAAGCUGCUGUAUUUACAGCUCACCCCUCUCCCCAUUGUGUCCUGACCCAUUUCUGUAUCUCCCCCUUUAUUUCCAAGUGACAUUUUUAGUCUUUCAAAUUAGCUGCCUUUUGUGAUGUGAUUAUUUAAGCUCACUUACUUCACUUACUUCAGCCUGAGCUAUUUUGCUUCCUGGGCAGAUCUUUGGCAAUGUUGAGUAUUCACUUGGGGAGAGAGGAGGAGUUAAAAAUACAGAGAUACCUGUCCCCAGUUCCACACAGUAGGAAUGUGGCUUCAUAACCCUGACCUCUUCUCAUAGUAAUCUCUUGUUCAAGUGCUCUAAGCACCAAGAAAGUACCCAAGGCCCAGCCAGUCUAAGGAAAUUUAGCAAAUAAUAAAUAACCCCUACUCAAGUCAUUGUAUCUCUGGUUAAUCUUGGCUUAGAUUAUCUUGGCUUCUCAGUCCUCCUGUUGCCCACUCUGUCUGAAUCUCUUUGCAGAGCCUACAAGAAACCCAUCAUUUCCACCUGGAGAGUUGUCUAGUGUGGGCUGUAGAUGCCGAUCAGACCCUGAGCUCUGUAUGUCCAUGCUCCUCUCCCCUGCUGGACUGGUGCUGCCACUCAGCAAUAAUCCUAUGUCUGUGCUUUUGUAGGUCCCUGUCCUCUUUGAGGCUGGUUAGGAUGCAAGAGUCCUGGUCUCUUCAUGCUGCACAAAACAAGCAUGCCAAAAGCUUUUUUCCCUAGCAAAACACGUCCCUUCCUGUUUCUAAUCACUGGAAAGGAGUUUGCAGAUCUAGAACUCAGCCCAUACUGUCCCAUGCUGAGUUCUGUACUGGACAAUCAAAGGCAAGCAGUGACUGUAGCCUAGAACUCUUUCCACUGUAAGCUGGAGAAUCCCGGGCUCCAGGGAGUGGAAGCUGCUGAGCACCUCCUAGUUUUUCUAGAUUGGCAGAAACUGAGUAUGCCUUCAUGGAGGGAGAAUGUGAGCUACAUGUGUCACCUGACAUUUCCCAAGCCUUGUUUAGUCAGCCAGCCCAUGCUAGCCUGGGUAUCUGUUAGAGAGACCAAGUCUCUUUUAGGGAGGAAGAGAUAAGAUGGAGUCAUUGAUGCUUGUUUUUGUUGGUUUGUUUGCCUUACUCAUUUCUAAGUGCAAUAAGGGAGUGUCUCACAGUACUGUACCUGUGAGAUUCUGAUUGGAUACCUACCCGUGGUCUUCUUGGAGCAAGGGUGGACAGAUUUGGGCUCCUCAGAAUGGUUAGCUCUGAUCUUCAUUGAGUUCUUUUGAGACCAGGAGAUUUCCUGCUAUAGAAACCUCCUCUGUAUUAGUCUCCUCAUUUUGUGGAGUCUUUAGAAACAAACUCGGGACUGUUCUGUGGCUCUCUAAUCCUAGGAUCAAACCCUUGGAUGGUGAUCAGCAUCUCAGCUGCUAGUAGUAUGGGAAAGUUGGAGAAGAGGCAUUCCUAAUGGAGAGAAAUAUAAAUGUUCACCUACAAGUUCCGUAUUACUUGUCAAUCAUAUUUGUGCUUAAAGAUUUUCCUUCAUUAAUUAGGUUGAAGUUCAGAAGUGAGUUAUCUUGAGGGAAACUCAUACUCUAAGCAGACACUUGUUAUGUGGCGUGAGGUCAGAUGUUGGUCUCCUUCAGCACUUCUUUGAGAUUCACACAUAUCAGUCACAUCAGCUCAGUUCGGGCUUGCUCCUAUAUGCCUUUGCUCUAGCUCCUCCUGCCUCGCCACCUGUUGCCCAUAUAUGAAAGCACCCAAAUGUUACGAACAAGAAUUUCCUGAGACUAGUCUGGAUUUAGGGCUCCUGCUCACAUAAGCAAACACAAAAGAGGGAUGUUCUUCAUUUGUCCCAUCCUCAUGGAUGGUGUUGCUGCUGGGCAAGUGUUGGCUUUUAAAUAUCCCCUUUCCUUACCUGCCCCCCAGAUCGACUCUCAUUCAGAGGGCUCAAGACUGGUGAUAAUCCCUGAGGGUGUCAUGCCCCUUAAGACUGGCUGUGCUCAUUAGACUUCCAGGGUCCUACAGCAAACUAAAAGCAGCAAUGCCUCUGCACAAGGCCUGCUGACCUUCUUCCUUGUGGAGAGGCAUUGGGGAAGGAUAGGACUGGGUCACUGUUGUGGGCAUGUGUAUAUCCAAGUUCUCCUUUUCCAGUCCCCACCGGGACCCUGACUUGCUUGGGGUUGUUCUUAGUGCUGCUUCUUUUACAAACCACACUUUGUAGAACUGACUAGAAUACCAUGUUGAUUUAAUGUGAGUUUGUGCCUUUUUGUCUCAAUCUUCCAAUACAGGUAUAUUGGGGGAAAAAAGCAGUCUAAUAAAAUCCUAGACAGAG
Molecule: messenger RNA, 3658 nt
Organism: Phodopus roborovskii (desert hamster)
Lineage: Eukaryota; Metazoa; Chordata; Mammalia; Rodentia; Cricetidae
Gene: Pitpna
Product: phosphatidylinositol transfer protein alpha
Exons: 12
Coding region: 295-1110 (271 amino acids)
Biological process (GO): phospholipid transport
Cellular component (GO): cytoplasm
Molecular function (GO): phosphatidylinositol transfer activity; phosphatidylcholine intramembrane carrier activity; phosphatidylinositol binding
Source: RefSeq, a predicted model, not a curated record